AUGCGAAGUCAGCCUCUUUUAAGGUCCGCCAUGUCCAUCCAUAAGAAAUGUCUGGCUACAGGUAAACUCCCGGAAGCAAAACUUACAAGUUAUUCCAGACAGACCAUAUUUGCGAAGUGCCGAUGUUUUCCGGUUCAAAGUGCCCAUUGAUAAGAUAAAAUGGGAUGUCGAGUUUAAGGAGUACAAUCCACCGGAUUACACUGAUCCUGAACUCGAAGGAAAACCGUUUUCUGACGGACCAUUGAAAGCAACAAUAAAAUUUAAUCAAAUUGAUGGAGAUAUUGACCGUCGUUCCUAUACUGGGUAUGUAUGUCGAAAAACGACAAUCUGGUUUAAUUAUUGAUGAUUCUGUCGACUUCAGAAGGUACAACUUCGAUUCGGAAGGACGUCCUUUGAAUCCAAUAGGCCGAACAGGGCUAAAAGGACGCGGGAUUCUUGGAAGAUGGGGUCCAAAUCAUGCUGGAGAUCCCAUCGUCUCCAGAAUUAAAAAUGGGGCAUUACAAUUUGUUGGUAUCAGAAGAGCAGAUACUGGUGAGAACCUUGGGUCAUCAUUUGACACUGUUUUCAGGAGAAUGGGCAUUGCCUGGAGGCAUGGUGGAUCCAGGAGAGACGGUGACCGCAACGAUUAAGCGAGAAUUUACGGAAGAAGCCUUGGACAAUGUUGAGAAUAAAUCGUUAGAUGAGCUCUUUUCGAAAGGAAUCGAGGUCUACAAAGGUUAUGUAGAUGAUCAUAGGAACACGGACAAUGCCUGGAUGGAAACUGUGGUCAUGAACUUUCAUGAUGACAAGGAUGUUUUGAACAAUGUCAACUUUAAGGUCUGAGAAAGGACUAUUAAAUGAAAUUAAUUUAAUUAAACUUCAGGCAGGUUCAGACGCUGCUCAUGUCGAGUUUGUCACCGUCGAACCGAACCUUGAUCUGUACGCUUCUCACUUUUCUUUUGUCCAAAUGUUUGCCAAACUUCAUGGAUUCCAAAUUUAA
Molecule: messenger RNA, 979 nt
Organism: Bursaphelenchus xylophilus (pine wood nematode)
Lineage: Eukaryota; Metazoa; Nematoda; Chromadorea; Rhabditida; Aphelenchoididae
Source: the annotation of a GenBank genome assembly